Hemiscyllium ocellatum (epaulette shark) is the source of this 6523-nucleotide messenger RNA. RefSeq names its product sodium-dependent serotonin transporter-like. Gene Ontology annotation, cellular component: neuron projection; membrane. The transcript has 15 exons. Bases 382 to 2337 code for a protein of 651 amino acids. NCBI's taxonomy places the organism in Eukaryota, Metazoa, Chordata, Chondrichthyes, Orectolobiformes, Hemiscylliidae. Gene Ontology annotation, molecular function: serotonin:sodium:chloride symporter activity; serotonin binding. The record is from RefSeq and is a predicted model, not a curated record. Gene Ontology annotation, biological process: serotonin uptake; sodium ion transmembrane transport.
AUCAAACCAUGUGAGACAGCUCGUCUACAAAAGCUCUGAAAUAUGUUGGAUUGCCCAUAUUUCCUGGGAGGUGUUGACCGGCCGAAGUCAGGUCGCCCACAGCCCGAAAUCAGCACAAGUUCAGGAGCAAACUUCUACCUAAUUGUCCAUCCCCAGCGAGAGGACGCCCAGAUUCAACUUGUCAGCUGUGACUGCCCGUUAGUAUCUGGAAGAGAUCCAUCAGCUAAAGCGGAAUUUUAAAGCAGGUGAGCACGGAAAUCCCAGCAGAACAGUGCAGCAACUUUAACCCGGGACUAGAGUACCACCCGGGGCGGCUUGACCAGUCCAAGCAAGGAGGUCUUGCUGCCAAUGGACAUCAGAGAGGUCCCUUAAAGUAAAGGCAUGGCGGUGAUUCUCCCCCGAAACAACGAGAUCUCUCCCCUCAACUCCGAAAAAGAGGCGUCGGAGCCAAGUAAAGAGGAGGAUUACAAAGAGAAUGGCGCGUUGAUUAAGAACUCCAUUUCCGGGCACAAACUUUCGGAAGACGGCGAUAAGGCUCCCUCCGGCAGCUUGGAGAAAGGGGACACGGGCCGUAUGUUCAAUGGGUACUCGGCGGUGCAGAACCCGGACAGCCCCGGCGACGGGGACCGAGCUGCUCCCGUGGCCUCGGCUCCGCUGCAGGCGCCGGCCGCUGCCCGGGAAACCUGGAGCAAAAAAGCGGACUUUUUGUUCUCGGUGAUCGGCUACGCGGUGGACCUGGGCAAUGUCUGGCGUUUCCCUUACAUCGCGUACCAGAACGGAGGCGGAGCCUUUCUCCUUCCCUAUGUCCUGAUGGCAGUGUUUGGAGGCAUCCCACUCUUUUAUAUGGAGUUGGCAUUGGGACAGUAUCACAAAAAUGGAGCAAUUUCUAUAUGGAGGAAAAUAUGCCCAAUUUUCAAAGGGAUUGGAUAUUCAAUCUGUAUAGUAGCUCUAUAUGUUUCCUUUUACUACAACACCAUUAUCGCCUGGGCUGUGUACUACCUCUACUCAUCAUUUACUUCUGAGCUCCCGUGGACCAACUGUAACAAUAAAUGGAAUACUCAGAACUGCACCAACUACUUUCUAAAAGAUAACGUCACCUGGAACAAGUACUCCACUUCUCCUGCAGAAGAGUUUUAUAUUCGCCAAGUACUUCAGGUUAACAAAUCAAGUGGAUUGGAUGACCUGGGUGGCAUCUGCUGGCAGUUAGCACUUUGUCUGUUCCUUAUAUUUAUUGUGGUGUAUUUUAGUAUUUGGAAAGGUGUAAAGACUUCAGGAAAGGUUGUGUGGGUAACAGCCACUUUCCCCUACGUUGUACUGUUUAUUCUCCUGAUACGGGGUGCCACUCUACCUGGGGCCUGGCGAGGACUGCUCUUCUACCUUAAACCUGAUUGGAACAAACUGCUUACCACCGAGGUGUGGGUGGAUGCUGCUGCUCAGAUUUUCUUUUCGCUUGGCCCGGGAUUUGGUGUGCUCUUGGCAUUCGCCAGCUACAACAAAUUCAGUAACAACUGUUACAAGGAUGCUUUGGUUAUCAGCGCUGUGAACUGCUUGACCAGUUUCAUGUCUGGUUGUGUUAUGUUUACUGUCCUUGGCUACAUGGCAGAAAAGAGGAAUGAAGAAGUGGCAGAUGUGGCCAAAGACACCGGCCCCAGUCUACUUUUCAUUACUUAUGCUGAGGCAAUCACCAAUAUGCCUGCAUCCACAUUUUUCGCUAUAAUAUUUUUCCUAAUGUUGAUCACAUUAGGCUUGGACAGCACGUUUGCAGGCCUGGAAGGAGUGAUAACAGCAAUACUGGAUGAAUAUUCAGAGCUACUUCGAAAACAUCGUGAAUGGUUUGUGCUUGGCCUGCUCAUAGUCUGCUAUUUGGGAGCUUUGAGCACCCUUACAUAUGGUGGAGCAUUUGUGGUGAAAUUUUUUGAAGAAUACGCUACUGGAGCUGCUAUCAUUGCUGUUGUUUUUCUAGAAUCAAUAGCAGUGUCUUGGUUUUACGGAAUGAAACGUUUCUGCAGGGAUGUUAAAGAAAUGCUUGGUUUUAGCCCUGGCUGGUACUGGCAGAUAUGCUGGUUUGCGAUUAGUCCACUUUUCCUACUGUUCAUCAUUGGCAGUUUCCUGUCAACCCCUCUAGAACUUAAGCUCUUUAGUUAUUCAUAUCCCUAUUGGACUACAGUAGUUGGCUACUGCAUUGGUACUUCAACAUUUAUCUGUGUUCCAUCCUACAUGGUUUACAAAAUUAUAAUUACUCCAGGAACAUUUAAACAGCGAUUGUUAAGAAGUAUCACUCCAGAAGUUGACGAAAAUGAAACUCCUAAUUCUGGUAUCCACCUGAAUUCUGUUUGAUAUAACCAUGAUGGGUCUUACCUUCUUGGACUGACUGCUCAGAUCAGUCAAUGAUAUUUGAGAGGUCAAACUCAAACCCCAAAUUAUUAUGCUACACAUUGUUUUUAUAAUAAAUGAGUACCAGUGACUGGAGACUGUUGCUAUGUCCUAAAAUGAUGUAUUUUGUGUAUUUUGAAGCAAUUGGUAUUGUAAUUAUAGUCAAGCAAUUUAUUGUUGAAUUACAACAUCAGAAUUUUUUAUGACCAAGCUGCCAAAGCAACAUUUCAAAGAUAAUUAGAAAUUUAGUUUUAACAUAAGAUGGAGUUUGGUUUGGUUGUUAAAGGUUACAUGAAGUCAUUGUAAUUGGCUUGUGUAUUUGUUCAAAAGUGAAAAUUGUUGACUUUUAGUCCAAGUGUAGUCAUGAACCUGAUUUUUGAUGUAUUUGAUGGAAGACUUCACAUCUAUGUUCAGGGUGCCUUAUCCAUUAUAUGCUGUAUUUAAAUAUUAAUCAUUGCUUUUAUAUUUUAAAAAAACUGCAGAUAAAUGGGAAAUAAAGUGACCAAAAGGAAGAGGUAGCUGGAAUAGCAAAAACUGAUUUUUGUAAUACAACAUUCAAAACAAAUCAUUUAAAAUAUUGAUCGUAAUUUUUAUAAACCAUUUCAUACUUACAUUUUUAUAUUUGAAGCUUCAAGACUCUGUUAAGUACUCACGUAAGAGCAUUGAGUGACAGGAAUUGGGAGGUCAUGUUGCAGCUGUACAGGACAUUGGUUAGGCCACUUUUGGAAUAGUGUGUGCAAUUCUGGUCUCCUUUCUAUUGGAAGGAUGUUGUAAGAGUUCAGAAAAGCUGUAUAAGGAUUUGAACUAUAGGCUGGGGCUGUUUUCCCUGGACUGUCAGAAUAGGAAAAAUUUCAGAGGGAUAUGGACCAAAUGCUGGCAAAGGAGACUAGAUUAGGUUAGGAUAUCUGGUCGGCAUGAAUGAGUUGGUCUGUUUCACUGCUCUACUGUUGUUCAAAAUUAAUGCGAUGGUUACCCUGGACAUUGUAGUCAAGUAGCAACUUGAAAGCAUUGAAAAUUAAUUGAACAUCCACUGACAAGAUUGUUGUAAUUCAAACUACAUCCAGGUGGUAGUAUAAUCCUUUGUCUUCACAUAUCUGAUGACUGAGCUGCUAAAUUUUGAUACACAUCAAUGUGUGUGGCAUUUUUAACCAACCUACUUACUUCUUUCAGGACUAUGAUACUACAGCUGUUGUUCUGAGCUUAUAAAGUUGCCCAUGGUAGUUGAGUAACGUAUGCUUGGUCAUGUUUUGAUGGAAAUUAAAUUCAUUGUAAUUAAUCCAGCUUCGUAGAAAGAGAGACGAAUUACUCAAUGCAAAAGAAAAACUUCCCUUUUGAUAUAGAAGUCCAAUUCUAUGUUAGGUGAAGAUUUCUACUGCAAAGAAAGGAAAUCUACAAGACCAUUUACCUUGCAGUUAUCACUUUACAUUGGGUCAUGAAAUAAAAUGUGUUAUACCUAGACAUUUUAGAAGGCAUCAUCAGUCAUUUGCAUAAUUGUUCUAGCAAGAUUCAUCACAAUUCUCUUAAAAAGCCACUGCUACAUAAUUCAAUCAAUUAACAAGACAUUAAUUGACUAUUGUUUGAAUCAGAGUUCAUGUCUUAUACUCUCUGUGAUGUUGUUUGCUCAGUUCUGAAGUGAGACCGAUUCGCAGUUAUUUUCCUAUAGUUACGUAAAAUGAUGGCACAUUUCUGCUGCAUCUGACCAUGCAGAUUAAGUUUCUUCUAAUCAAAACACUAUUCGCAGACAAAUGUGAACUGCUAUAAAUGUAAAUAUUUAAAAUUUCAUUUUUAAAAAAAUGACCAGACCAAAUUAUUUUGUCCUGAGGUAGAUGAAUUGAAAGUAUUGAUUGUAACAAAGGAAAACAGAUUGAUUUCCCUACAGCAACAAUGAUUUUGACUUUUUCUUCUCAGCUGCUUAUUAUUUCAUUGUACAGCCAGAGAGGAUUGAACAAUUUGGCUACAGUCUCCCCUGGUAUUGCUUCUGCCAAAAGAAACCAGUUAACAACACAGUAAGAUGAAAAAUAUUUUAAAAUAGAAUUUUUUUUACUAAGACAAAGUAAGAACAAUCCUGCAUUAAACAAGACACUCAAAAGUGAUCCACAUCUGAAAUUGAAUGUAUAUAUGUUCUCUUAAUGUGAAAUGGUUUUGUUGAGGGGUUUUGUCAUUUAAUAAAUUAUUUACUGGAUUGUGUUGUUGAAUUGAAAAUCAUUAGCUAAGAAUCUAAUUAAAUUGAGACCCAGAAGAUGAAUGAGCCCAUUAAAACAAUAAACUGAAUAAGAACACACAGAUUUGGAUAGGAAUGGAUCAGUCGGCUUCAAUAGCCUGCUUUAGCAUUCAGUAACAUCAUUGCUGAGCUGUUUGUGGCCUCGACUCUAUAUUCCAGCCUACUACUAAUAACUAGACACCCUUGUUAGUUAGGAAUGUAUCUAACACUUCCUCAAAAGUAUUCAAUGAUGAUGAAUAUUGAUUGUAAGCACAUUUGAAAAAUUCUAAAUAUUAUAUACAGUGCAAAACACUCCAUUGGGUGGCCUGCGAAUUAAUUCAAUGUUAAAACACCUGAAAACAUUCUGCUGUGAUUGUGAUGAAACUGCCUCUGCCCUUCCUACCUUGGUUAAGUUUAAGUAAUCCUUUUUGCUGAAUUAAAUUCCAAUUGAUCUUACUCCUGUUGCCCAAAUCUGCCUCGACAGCUUGGUUAACCACUUCCACCAUUCAGGGCACAAUGAGCCAGACCAAACCAUCCACAAAAAAGGCACAAAUUCCUUUAUGACAGUGGUGGAGCAGAUCUUUUCCCAUUGCAGGGGUGGGGUCAACAGCCGGGGGCACCAUCAUAUUUAUGGCUAAUAAGAAAUUGCUUGAUGCAGAGGGUGGUUAAUUUUGGAAUUGUCUUUUUUUCCUGCAAACCAAAUUCUCGUACAAUUUAGGCAGCAAACAUAUCCUGGAAAGAAAGCCAAAAAUCCCUCAACAGCAACAUAUUAUCAUUUAAGUGAACUAGCUGUGAACAUCUCCAUGUACAAACAGGAGUAAAGUACUUUGAUCAAAGAAUUGAAUGAUAAGUAGGCUCAAGUACAUUAUCCAGUUAUGAUAAGGAUAAACAGAUCAAUAUCCUUGAAUCACCUUGUAAGAGACGGUACAAACACAAGUAGUCAUGGCGAAUGUAUAUUAUUUUUACCCACUGAUCACACAGUUAAACAGUUCCAGGUAAUCGUCCAGAACUGAAGGGGAUAGGUUUAGGGUGAGAGAGGAAAGAUUUAAAAGGGACCUAAGGGCCAAUAUUUCCACACAAAGGGUGGUGCACAUGUGGGAUGAACUGCCAGUGGAAGUGGGAGGCUGGUACAAUUACAACAUUUAAAGGCAUCUGAAUGGGUAUAUGAAUAGGAAGGAUUUAGAAGGAUAUGGGCCAAGUGCUGGCAAAUGGGACUAGAUUAAUUUAGGAUAUCUGGUUGGCAUGGACAAGUUGGACCAAAGGGUGUGUUUCUGUGUUGUAUAACUCUAUGUCUAUGAGAAGAUAGUUGUGAAUCAUAAUAUUUGCCUUUUUUUUGACAUUAAAAUGUGAGGGUUUUUUUUGUCUGUCAUUUAUAUUGAUGCCCUUCCAUCAGUAAUGGGACUAUGAACCAUUAUUCCUUUAGUCAGCCCAGGGAAAAGUGCCUGUAAUUGAAUAGCUUGCACUGUCCAGUGCGAAUUAAAAUAUUUCUUCAUAUUGGGUUAUCGACAAAACUUCCCACAAUAUGAGAACCAGACACAUAGAAAAGCUGAGUAUAAACUGGGACUAAUAAAUUGGCUUUAGAUCAAAUUGUCAGAAUGAUGGCUGAUAAACUAAUAUAACAUUAUCUUGUGCUGAUUAUGAUUUCACAGCAUUCCAGUCAUUCAUAAAAUGUACUUGGGAUUUGUUGCACAUUAAAGAGAUCAUCAAAUGCUCUUUACAGUGCACACAGCUAUGUUCAUUUUUGUUAAGUACAGUAUUUUCAUAUUUGUGAGGUUGCUUAUGCAACUGCCAGUGUAUGAAUCCAUUUUUGUAUGUCUUCUGUGUUUGUUGCACAAGUCUGUACGUUUAUUGACUGCGUCAGUUAUAUAUUACUGUCUAAUGUCUUCGUCUAGCUUUUGUAUGUAUGCAAAUUAUAUUUCUAAAUUGUUGUAGUAAUUAUAUCUUGCAAAU